UGAUAAGCGCACUGUAACCUUGUGCUUAUGAGCAGUUCUUGCAUCACGACUUGCUUCUGUGUAUUUCAGAGGAUAAACAUUCUCAGCCUGGGAAAAGUUGCCAGGUGGAGGUCACAUGCCCAAAACAACAUGCCAGAAAGGAGGCUCUUCCAGGUUAUGAAGAGAAGAUGAAAACGGACCGGACAAACAGGUUUGAGUAUCUUCUGAAGCAGACUGAGGUCUUUGCUCACUUUAUUCAGCCAGCGGCUCAGAAGACACCAACCUCCCCUCUGAAGAUGAAACCCGGUCGCCCCCGGAUCAAAAUGGAUGAGAAACAAAACCUUCUGUCAGCUGGGGACAACCGGCACCGUCGCACAGAGCAGGAGGAAGAUGAGGAGCUGCUGAAUGAGAAUAGCAAAGCCACCAACAUCUGUACCCGCUUUGACGAAUCUCCUUCCUAUAUCAAGACUGGGAAACUGAGGGAUUAUCAGGUCCGUGGGUUGAACUGGCUCAUUUCACUCUAUGAGAAUGGAAUCAAUGGGAUCCUUGCAGAUGAAAUGGGUCUGGGGAAGACUUUGCAGACUAUCGCCUUGCUUGGAUAUAUGAAGCACUACAGGAACAUUCCUGGACCCCACAUGGUGUUGGUUCCCAAGUCUACGCUGUGCAACUGGAUGAAUGAGUUCAAACGCUGGGUACCCUCGCUUCAUGCUGUCUGCCUCAUCGGAGACCAAGAGGAAAGGACUGCAUUCAUUCGGGACGUGCUCCUGCCAGGGGAGUGGGACGUGUGUGUGACCUCUUACGAGAUGCUCAUCAGGGAAAAGGCUGUGUUCAAGCGGUUCAACUGGAGGUAUCUGGUCAUUGACGAGGCACAUAGGAUCAAGAAUGAAAAAUCAAAACUUUCAGAGAUUGUGAGAGAGUUCAAGACCACCAAUCGCCUGCUGCUUACAGGAACCCCUCUUCAGAACAACUUGCAUGAACUCUGGGCUCUGCUCAACUUCCUCCUACCUGACGUCUUCAACUCCUCUGAAGACUUUGAUUCUUGGUUUGACACCAACAACUGUCUUGGAGAUCAGAAAUUGGUUGAACGAUUGCAUAUUGUGCUCCGCCCAUUCCUGCUUCGUCGUAUCAAAGCUGACGUGGAAAAAUCUUUGCUGCCUAAAAAAGAAAUUAAGAUGUAUGUGGGACUAAGCAAGAUGCAGCGUGAAUGGUACACCAAGAUUCUCAUGAAAGACAUUGACAUUUUAAACUCAUCUGGCAAGACGGACAAGAUGCGUCUUCUCAACAUCUUGAUGCAACUACGCAAGUGUUGUAAUCACGCGUAUCUCUUCGAUGGUGCAGAGCCUGGACCCCCAUACACCACAGACCUGCACCUGGUUGUCAACAGUGGCAAAAUGGUGGUGCUGGACAAGCUGCUACCCAAAUUGAGGGAACAAGGGUCUAGAGUGCUUAUCUUUAGCCAGAUGACCAGGAUGCUGGACAUCUUGGAGGAUUACUGCAUGUGGAGGAACUAUGGAUAUUGCCGCCUCGAUGGGCAGACUGCUCACGAGGAGAGACAGAUUUCCAUCAAUGCGUACAAUGAACCCAACAGCUCCAAAUUCAUUUUCAUGUUGAGCACACGAGCUGGAGGCUUAGGUAUCAACCUGGCCACUGCUGAUGUGGUCAUCAUUUACGACUCAGACUGGAACCCCCAAGUAGAUCUCCAGGCCAUGGAUCGAGCACACAGGAUUGGUCAGAAGAAGCAGGUGCGUGUGUUCCGUUUCAUCACAGAAAACACAGUGGAGGAGAGAAUUGUGGAGAGGGCAGAGAUGAAGCUCCGACUGGAUUCUAUAGUCAUUCAGCAGGGACGGUUAGUGGACCAGAACCUGAACAAGCUCGGUAAGGACGAGAUGUUGUCCAUGAUCCGUCAUGGAGCCACGCAUGUGUUUGCGUCAAAGGAAAGCGAAAUCACAGAUGAGGACAUCAGUGUCAUACUGGAGAGGGGAGAGAAGAAGACGAUGGAGAUGAAGGAGAAGUUGUCCAAAUUGGGUGAAAGCUCCCUGAAGAAUUUCACUAUGGACACAGACAACAGUGUGUACAACUUUGAAGGCGAGGACUACAGAGAGAAGAAAAAGGUCAUCACUAAUUGGAUUGAGCCUCCUAAAAGGGAACGGAAGGCCAACUAUGCAGUGGAUGCUUACUUCAGGGAGGCCCUGCGAGUCAGCGAGCCCAAAGUGCCCAAGGCCCCUCGUCCCCCAAAGCAGCCUAAUGUCCAGGACUUUCAGUUCUUCCCUCCGCGUCUGUUUGAGCUGCUGGAGAAGGAGAUCUUGUACUACAGGAAAACUAUUGGCUACAAGGUACCCCGCAACCCUGACCUGCCCAACUCUGCUCAGGCACAGAAGGAGGAGCAGAGUAAGAUAGAUGAGGCAGACCCACUGACAGAGGAGGAGCUUGAGGAAAAGGAAAACCUUCUGUCACAGGGAUUUACUAUUUGGAACAAGCGAGAUUUCAACCAGUUCAUCAAGGCUAAUGAAAAAUGGGGUCGAGAUGACAUUGACAACAUUGCUCGAGAAGUCGAGGGCAAAACCCCAGAGGAGGUUAUGGAGUAUUCCGCUGUGUUUUGGGAAAGGUGCAAUGAGCUGCAGGACAUUGAAAGGAUCAUGGCCCAGAUUGAGAGGGGCGAAGCCAGGAUCCAGAGGAGGAUAAGCAUUAAGAAAGCACUGGAUUCUAAGAUCGGCCGCUACAAGGCCCCUUUCCACCAGCUGAGGAUCUCCUAUGGAACCAACAAGGGAAAGAACUACACAGAGGAAGAGGACCGCUUCCUCAUCUGCAUGCUCCACAAACUAGGAUUCGACAAAGAGAGCGUCUACGAUGAGCUCAGGCAAUGCAUUCGCAACUCCCCGCAGUUCCGAUUUGACUGGUUUCUCAAGUCCAGGACUGCCAUGGAGUUGCAGAGGAGAUGCAACACCCUGAUCACACUCAUAGAGCGAGAAAACAUGGAGCUGGAGGAGCGGGAGAAGGCUGAGAAGAAGAAACGUGGCCCUCGGACAUCUUCGGCUCAGAAACGCAAGGCAGAUGGCACCACAGAUGGCCGGGGUCGGAGAAAGAAACUGAAGAUAUGAAACAAAUGCCAGAAGGUGCCAUGCGUCUCAGCUUUAGUAAAAUAGCGGUAAGGACAGUAGAGCCAUCAGGUCCGUUUUACGGAUUGUAAUGACGUACUGUAUAAAUCCUAGUGCUUCAGUUGUCAUACCGGGGCACGUAGUACAGGUCUGUCUCCUAGUGAUGAAAACACCAACUGUGCUGAACAUUUUUAACCUUUUUUUUUUAAAACCAUGAAUACCUAAGAUUAUACUGCUUUUAAUACUUUUAUUUAUACCUCUUUUGGUCAGCUAAUGCAUUCCAUUGCUUGUAACAUGUAUUGUUUUGUAAAAGUUUCAUUAUUACAUAAUUGGGCUACAAUAUGUAUUCAUAUCA
Molecule: messenger RNA, 3429 nt
Organism: Scleropages formosus (Asian bonytongue)
Lineage: Eukaryota; Metazoa; Chordata; Actinopteri; Osteoglossiformes; Osteoglossidae
Gene: smarca5
Product: SNF2 related chromatin remodeling ATPase 5
Exons: 24
Coding region: 168-3077 (969 amino acids)
Biological process (GO): nucleosome organization
Cellular component (GO): chromatin; nucleus
Molecular function (GO): ATP-dependent chromatin remodeler activity; ATP binding; histone binding
Source: RefSeq, a predicted model, not a curated record